This is a messenger RNA of Mugil cephalus (flathead mullet), 1300 nucleotides long. Its product is annotated as blue-sensitive opsin-like. Gene Ontology annotation, biological process: G protein-coupled receptor signaling pathway; phototransduction; visual perception. Bases 52 to 1107 code for a protein of 351 amino acids. NCBI's taxonomy places the organism in Eukaryota, Metazoa, Chordata, Actinopteri, Mugiliformes, Mugilidae. Gene Ontology annotation, cellular component: photoreceptor outer segment; membrane. The record is from RefSeq and is a predicted model, not a curated record. The transcript is spliced from 5 exons. Gene Ontology annotation, molecular function: G protein-coupled receptor activity.
GUGUCGUACCAGCCUACAAACAACUAAACUCCUAUUCACAUCGCGGGCAAAAUGAAGCACGCCCGUGUCACAGAACUUCCAGAGGAUUUUUGGAUCCCUGUCGCUUUGGACACAGACAACAUCACAGCUCUCAGCCCCUUCCUGGUUCCCCAGGACCAUCUAGCAAACCCAACCACCUACUAUAUAAUGGCAGUGUACAUGUUUUUAAUUUUUGUUAUGGGCACUUUCAUCAAUGCGCUCACCGUUGCAUGCACCGUUCAGUACAAGAAGCUUCGAUCCCACCUCAACUACAUCCUGGUGAACUUGGCCAUGGCGAACCUUCUUGUGGCCUGUGUGGGCUCCUUCACCGCCUGCUGCUCCUUUGCUUCAAGAUAUUUCAUCUUUGGCCCACUAGCAUGCAAGAUCGAAGGUUUUGUGGCAACACUCGGAGGUAUGGUAAGCCUGUGGUCUCUAGCUGUGGUAGCUUUUGAAAGAUGGCUGGUCAUCUGCAAGCCACUUGGCAACUUUAUUUUCAAGCCGGAUCAUGCUUUAGCAUGCUGCGGAUUCACCUGGGUGUUUGCACUGAUUGCCUCAGCUCCUCCGCUGUUUGGAUGGAGCAGGUACAUCCCAGAGGGCCUGCAGUGCUCCUGUGGACCGGACUGGUACACCACAGGCAACAAAUACAACAACGAAUCUUAUGUGAUGUUUCUCUUCGGUUUCUGCUUUGCUGUUCCACUCUCCACCAUUAUCUUCUGCUACUCACAGCUCCUUAUUACACUGAAAAUGGCAGCUAAGGCUCAAGCUGAGUCAGCCUCAACCCAGAAGGCAGAGAAGGAGGUGACCAGGAUGGUGGUCGUCAUGGUGCUGGGCUUCCUGGUGUGCUGGACACCCUACACCACAUUUGCCCUCUGGAUUGUGAACAAUCGCGGGCAGCCUUUCGACCUGAGAUUUGCUACAAUCCCGGCAAUCUUUUCCAAGUCCUCUACAGUCUACAACCCAAUUAUCUAUGUUCUCUUUAAUAAACAGUUCCGUUCUUGCAUGAUGAAGAUGCUGGGGAUGAGUGGAAGUGAGGAUGAAGAAUCAACCACACAGUCGGUCACCGAAGUCUCCAAAGUUGCGCCUGCUUAGACUGGAAAUCCAAGUUACCGUGUAUCCAGACGACUGCUAAACAGCUGACUGAGAAUUUGUGUAUUGUAAAUAUGUGCACAUGAUGAUGUGUUGGGCAAUAGAUUUCAUAGUUAUUGCACGUAUGGAAUGAUUUACACAUUUCUUUUGCAAAGCAAAUUUAAAAAAAAAAAAAGAAAUAAAAUCAUGUUCAGAC